This is a messenger RNA of Thamnophis sirtalis, 937 nucleotides long. RefSeq lists its product as uncharacterized. Gene Ontology annotation, molecular function: calcium ion binding. The record is from RefSeq and is a predicted model, not a curated record. Gene Ontology annotation, cellular component: myosin II complex. Lineage: Eukaryota; Metazoa; Chordata; Lepidosauria; Squamata; Natricidae.
AGCCCGGCCGUCACUCGCGGUUCUGGAUUGGCCUCGUGUAACGAAGAGAGGCGAAUUUUCGCGGGAAUCUUUUCUGUCAUUGGACAAUCCGGGCACGUUAGAGGCGGAACGUAAUCGAUUCUUGCAGGUGGUUUGGUUUGUGUGGUUUCUUGAACAAGUGACCCAGCUUCUGUAAGAUAAUGGCAUCUGGAUUCAAAAAACCAGGUUUGAGUGGCGCCCAUCGUCGGAGAGGUACUGGGUUAAAACAUGAGCUUUCUGAAGAUCAGAAGCAGGAGAUCAGAGAAGCUUUUGAUUUGUUUGAUACUGAGGGGUGCGGUAGCAUUGAUGUCAAAGAACUGAAGGUUGCAAUGCGUGCUCUUGGUUUUGAGCCAAAGAAAGAAGAAAUUAAAAAGAUGAUAGCAGACACUGGGAAAGAGGGAAGCAGCACCAUAAACUUUGAAGACUUUUUAACAAUGAUGACUACAAAAAUGAAUGAAAAAGAUUCUAAAGAAGAAAUUCUGAAAGCUUUCCGACUUUUUGAUGAUGAUGGUACAGGCAAGAUUUCCUUUAAAAACCUAAAGCGAGUUUCCAAGGAACUUGGGGAAAAUUUAACAGAUGAAGAACUGCAGGAAAUGAUAGAUGAAGCUGAUCGUGAUGGAGAUGGAGAAAUAAAUGAGGAAGAAUUCUUGCGAAUCAUGAAGAAGACCAAUCUAUAUUAAUGGUUCUUUACCUUUAAAAAUAACUUGGAAAUUAUAAACAUGCUUACUGUUUUAUAAUGUACAAAAAGGGUAUCCGUUUGGCAGGGAUUUUUUUAAACUUAUUGUUUAUAUCAUUGUGAUGAAGUUAUGAUUCAUGCAUGCUAGAAAUCUUGUUGCACCUAAGAAAACGGGGUUGUUUUCUGAAUUUAAGGGAGAUGAUAACAAAACUUUUUAAUAAUAAAGUUAUACCUUAAUAUGCA